Messenger RNA from Oryza brachyantha (malo sina), 1209 nucleotides. Its product is annotated as probable 3-hydroxybutyryl-CoA dehydrogenase. Gene Ontology annotation, biological process: fatty acid metabolic process. Bases 63 to 971 code for a protein of 302 amino acids. Lineage: Eukaryota; Viridiplantae; Streptophyta; Magnoliopsida; Poales; Poaceae. The transcript is spliced from 4 exons. Gene Ontology annotation, molecular function: oxidoreductase activity, acting on the CH-OH group of donors, NAD or NADP as acceptor; NAD+ binding. The record is from RefSeq and is a predicted model, not a curated record.
UGUAACACGUUACGCACCCCAAUACGCGCGGAUAAACCCAAGAACGACUAGGACACGAAACCAUGGCGACGCAAGCCGGGGCGAAAGAGAUCAAGGCGGUGGCCGUGAUCGGCGCGGGGCAGAUGGGCUCGGGCAUCGCCCAGCUCGCCGCCGCCGCCGGCUGCGGCGUCCUCCUCCUGGAUUCUGACCCCGCCGCCCUCUCCCGCGCCGUCGCCUCCAUCUCGUCCUCCCUCCGCCGCCUCGCCACCAAGGGCCAGCUUUCUCAGUCCGCCUGUGAGCAUUCCAUCGAGCGGAUUAAGUGCGUCUCCAGUGUGCAAGAGCUUAGGAAUGUGGAUCUUGUGAUUGAAGCCAUCGUGGAAUCAGAAGACAUAAAGAAGAAGCUGUUUGUUGAGCUGGAUAAGAUCACAAAACCUUCUGCUAUUCUUGCCUCCAACACUAGCUCGAUCUCUGUAACCCGACUGGCUUCAGCCACAAAUCGCCCCUGUCAGGUGAUAGGUGUGCACUUCUUUAACCCUCCUCCGAUAAUGAAAUUGAUUGAAAUUAUACGAGGGUCUGACACAUCAGAAGAGGUUUUUGCUACAGUCAAAUCUUUUUCUGAAAGACUUGGGAAGACUGUAAUAUGUUCACAGGAUUACCCUGGUUUCAUUGUGAACCGCAUCCUCAUGCCAAUGAUCAAUGAGGCAUUCUGGGCACUUUACACUGGAGUAGCGACUAAAGAGGAUAUCGAUACCGGGAUGAAGCUAGGGACGAAUCAUCCAAUGGGACCUUUGCAACUUGCUGAUUUCAUUGGUUUAGAUGUAUGCCUUUCAGUACUUCGGGUACUUCAUAAUGGCCUAGGAGACAGCAAAUACAGCCCUUGCCCUCUUCUUGUUCAAUAUGUUGAUGCUGGUCGACUUGGAAAGAAGCGUGGACAAGGCGUAUACUCGUAUGGUAAAAGGUCUUCAUCAAUUAAACCAAGGUCAUCUCUUUGAAAAUCGAUGCGCCUGCUGGGCAAAGAAGAAGACGCUUUUCAUGGACUUUGCAUACCAGUGUGAAAUAAACGCCUCAAAUUACGCCUUUGCAACCACAGACUUCUGCAGGGUUUUGGCUAUGUAAACGAAGUACUCAGAAAAAUGUCAGGAGAGUGAUGUAUGCUAAUAUGGUAAACAUUCCUAGUGGAGAUGUGGAAUGUAUAGAUACUGAGCAGAUCAUGCCUUGGCACUUUUGUAA